CUGCUGCCGGUCCCUGCUAGCACUCCUGCUGAAACCCAUCUCCUGACUACUCUACGCUGAGCGACUGCCGAAAGAUGGGACGCCCUCUGGAGACCUCUAGCAGCGAAAGCUUGACUGUGCGAGACAAUCGUACCGGCAAGACUUACAAUAUACCCAUUGUGGACAACUCUGUGUCGGCGACGGCGUUCAAGGCGAUCUCUGCCCCGGCGAAGCCGAAUGAGCGCGAGGAGAGCGGGACGGAGAAGGGUCUGCGGGUUGCGGAUAAGGGGUUCUUGAAUACUGCUGUUAUUCAGAGCGAAAUAACUUAUAUUGAUGGAGAGGCUGGUGUACUUCGCUACAGAGGAUAUCCUAUUGAACAACUCGCUCUACACUCUUCGUUCUUGGAAACCGCGUACCUACUAAUCUACGGCUCGCUGCCCACGAAAGACCAGUUCCGUGUCUUCGAGACGGAGGUUCUGCACCACAGCAUCAUUCAUGCAGACGCGGAGGAGUUUUUCCGCUCCUUCCGCUACGAUGCGCACCCUAUGGCGAUCCUUACGAGCGCGUUCGCCUACCUGGGGUCGUACUACAGUGAAGCCAAUCCGUCGCUCCAAGGCAGGCAGUGGCAAACGCUCUUCACAAAGGGCGACAAGGCGUCCCUUGCAAAUAUGGACAAGCAGAUAUUCAGGCUCAUCGGGAAAGCUACUACUCUUGCUGCUAUGGCCUACCGUAUACGCCAGGGUCGAGACUUCGUGAUUCCCCCGACAGGACUGAGCUACACCGGAUCCUUUCUCUAUCAAAUGGACCACCUCGGCGAAGAAAACUAUGUGCCGAACCCCGUGCUGUGCAAAGCGCUCGACGUGCUCUUCCUCCUGCAUGCAGACCACGAGCUGAACGCGAGCUGCACCACCGUGCUGCAGACCGGCAGCUCGCUCGUGGACCCGUAUUCGGCCAUUGCGGCGGGGUGUGCAUCGCUAUACGGGCCGUUACAUGGUGGUGCGAACGAAGCUGUCAUUCGCAUGCUCAUAUCGAUCGGGAGCCCUGCAAACGUGCCUGCGUUCAUUGAGGCUGUCAAGAGGCGCGAGAAGGUGCUGUCUGGGUUCGGUCACCGUGUCUACAAGACGACAGACCCGCGGUCAUAUAUCAUCCGCAAAACCGCAGACGAGGUCUUCAAGGUGACCGGGCGCGACGAGCUCCUGGAGACCGCUAUGGCGUUGCAUGACGCAGCGAUGAAGGACGAGUACUUCACGAAACGGCGACUGUACCCUAAUGUGGAUUUCUGGAGCGGUCUCAUAUACCGCGCAAUGGGAUUCCCUAUGGAUUUCUUCCCAGUGCUGUUUGCAGUGCCGCGAGUGGUGGGAUGGCUAGCGCACUGGAGGCAGAUGAUGUUGCAGGAAGGGGGCGUCAAGAUCUGGCGGCCCAGGCAGAUCUAUGUCGGCGCAGGCAAGCGUGACUACGUCCCCAUGGCUGAGCGGGAGAGCAGCUUGGUCAACAGCGAUCCCAAGAAGACACCAAGCACGGUGCCGCACUCCGGGAUGACCAAGCGCACGAUGCUCGCGAGCUACAGAGGGAAGAGCAAGCUGUAGUUAGCGUUGUGGCCGCUGUAGACGUCUGUGAAUAUUAUUACUCUGUGCUGCCACUGUGCUCUGGA
Molecule: messenger RNA, 1630 nt
Organism: Gloeophyllum trabeum ATCC 11539
Lineage: Eukaryota; Fungi; Basidiomycota; Agaricomycetes; Gloeophyllales; Gloeophyllaceae
Product: peroxysomal citrate synthase
Exons: 20
Coding region: 75-1565 (496 amino acids)
Biological process (GO): tricarboxylic acid cycle
Molecular function (GO): acyltransferase activity, acyl groups converted into alkyl on transfer
Source: RefSeq, a predicted model, not a curated record